Molecule: messenger RNA, 258 nt
Organism: Peniophora sp. CBMAI 1063
Lineage: Eukaryota; Fungi; Basidiomycota; Agaricomycetes; Russulales; Peniophoraceae
Source: the annotation of a GenBank genome assembly
AUGUCUGGCCAACCACCAUCGCACCUCGUCUCGCUGCCCAGCCUCUCCUCGCAACUCUCCUCGUUGCCACAAGCGGGCCAUAUAGCGAACGUGAGCAUGUACACCUCGCCACUAGCUGGUCAACAUGCUGGCGCGAGCGAAGCCAAGCUCCGCAAAGCCCUAUCACACAACGGCUCUGGCGCACCCAUGCAUUACCCACCCCCACAAUCCGCCAAUGGCGGUGGUCUCAUGAUGCGAGCACCCGUUCGCACAAAAUGA